This is a messenger RNA of Colletotrichum truncatum, 1545 nucleotides long. Its product is annotated as splicing factor 3a. Gene Ontology annotation, cellular component: spliceosomal complex; nucleus. NCBI's taxonomy places the organism in Eukaryota, Fungi, Ascomycota, Sordariomycetes, Glomerellales, Glomerellaceae. The record is from RefSeq and is a predicted model, not a curated record. Gene Ontology annotation, molecular function: RNA binding; zinc ion binding. Gene Ontology annotation, biological process: mRNA splicing, via spliceosome.
AUGGUGGGCGUUCUCGAAGAACAGCGCUACAUCCACGAGGAUCUCGAGCGCCUCGAGCAAGGCAUCGCAGACCGCAUCAGUGAAGAACCAAAACACAUCCGCGACCGCCUCAACCGCGACCACGAGAUCAGCCAGCUGCUCGACCAGAUCCAAGCGCAAUCCGUUAAGCUCCUCGACAUUUACAAAGAUGCAGACGGUCAGCGGUCGCGCGAAAUUCAGAGCAUCGGCACGGGCGACCCGUUUGAGGAGUUCUACGGCCAGCUGAAGGAUGUUCGCGACCACCACGCCAAAUACCCCAACGAGCAGGCCGAGAACUCGGAGCUGCGAUACCGCGUCAAGAAACCCACCGAGGGCGAGCUAAUGCCCUACGUCGUUGACCGCAUCUUCACGGGUGAGGAAGGUUUUGGGCGAUUCUUCGACUUGCACACCUGCCACGAGUCCUACCUCAACCUCCCCAACGUCAAGCGUUUAUCCUACCUGCAGUACCUCGAAGUGUUUGACAACUUCGCCCCGGGAUACGGAGGCCUGAAGAGGAACGAGAAGUUGACGGAUCAGUACUUCAAGUACCUCGGCGAGCUGGCGGAAUACCUCGAAUCCUUCAUGCGGCGGACGCGACCCCUGGAGAACCUCGACAAGGUGUUUUUGGGCUUUGAUAAUGACUUCGAGACGGCCUGGGAGAAGGACGAGGUACCAGGAUGGCAGAAGGAGGAAUCCAACGGCAGUACUGGUAAGGAACUGAGCACGGCGGACGCUAUAUGGUGCGACGACUGCGAGAAGGAGUUCAAGAACGAGAAUGUCUACAAGUCACAUCUCACUGGACGGAAACACAUCAAGGCGGCUGAGGCGAGAAAAGCACGACAAGAAGAGGACGGGGGCGACGGCACGACAAACGGCGGCGGCAGCGGUGCAAGGGUUUCAGCUACAAGAUUGAAAGAGAGGGCAGUCGCGGAGCGCGAGUACCGCGUGAAGCGUCUCGCGGCAGCCAUGUCCACGGAACGCGGCGACACGCGUGUGAACGUGGAGCGCAAGCAGGGUAUGACGGAGCGCGAGCGGCAGCAGGAGCUCGAGAACCUCAUGAACCUCUCCUCAGCGCCCCCCGGCACCUACAACGGCGCGGGAGACGGCGACGAGGACGGGGAUGAAGACGGUGACGAUGGCGAGGAGAAGAUUUAUAACCCGCUUAAACUGCCCCUCGCAUGGGACGGCAAGCCCAUUCCCUUCUGGCUGUACCGUCUCCACGGCCUCGGCGUCGAGUUCCCCUGCGAGAUUUGCGGUAACUUCGUGUACAUGGGCCGCAGGGCGUUCGACAAGCACUUCAACGAAGCUCGACACGUCCACGGCCUGCGGUGUCUCGGCAUCACCAACACGAGUCUAUUCCGCGAUAUCACGAGCAUCGAGGAGGCCGUCAACCUGUGGGACAAGAUCCAGCGGGAGACGAAGAAGACAAAGGUCGACGAGGGCAGCAUCGUGCAGAUGGAAGACGCAGAGGGCAACGUCAUGCCCGAGAAGGUGUAUUACGAUUUGCAGAAGCAGGGUCUGUUGUAG